AUGGAAACGGAAAAUUUGGAAAAAAAUGGGACAAAUAUUACUGUUGAUAGAUAUAUUAGUGCAUUAUAUAAUCUUACGCAGGAAGAUAGCAACUGGAUCGUCACGAGCUCUUUUAUGAUUUUUACAAUGCAAACAGGUUUCGGAAUGUUAGAGUCCGGCUGUGUGUCUGUGAAAAAUGAAGUCAAUAUUAUGAUGAAGAAUGUAGUCGAUAUAAUUCUUGGUGGUCUGUCUUACUGGAUGUUUGGAUUUGGAUUUAGCUUCGGCUUGAGCGAACCCAACAACCCUCUAAUCGGUAUCGGAGGUAUAUUCGUAGAUCCACCCGUUGACGACGAGUACAUGGGUGCCAUUUGCGCUGCGUUUAUAUUUCAAUUGAGCUUUGCCACCACUUCUACGACCAUCGUUAGUGGUGCUAUGGCAGAACGAUGUAAUUUUAAGGCGUACUGUCUCUUUUCAUUUGUGAACACUAUCGUGUACUGCGUGCCAGCCGGAUGGGUUUGGGGCGAUCACGGUUUUCUGAAUCGUAUGGGAGUCGUUGAUAUUGCUGGCUCAGGCCCGGUGCAUCUUGUCGGUGGUAUUUCAGCUCUCGCUUGCGCUAUUAUGCUCGGUCCCAGAAUAGGCAGAUACGACAACGGCAUCGAACCUCUGCCACUCGGAUGUCCAGUCAAUGCUAUUAUGGGAUUAUUCGUACUAUGGUGGGGCUGGUUAGCAUUCAAUAGCGGUAGUACUUAUGGGGUGACCGGUGAACGGUGGCAAUUCGCUGCUCGAGCAGCUGUCUGCACUAUGAUUGCCAGUAUGGGAGGUGGUCUGGUCGGUUUGGGAUUCAGUUUAACUAAUCCAAAUGGAAUUGAUAUCAUUAGCCAGAUAAAUGGUGUUCUUGGCGCACUGGUGGCAGUCACUGGUGGGUGUUUCCUGUACAGAGGCUGGGAGGCGAUGGUAGUUGGGCUGAUAGGUGGUUUUAUCACGUGUAUUUCAAUGCCAGCGUUAGACAGAAUGCACGUAGACGAUCCUGUUGGUGCAGCCGCCACUCAUGGCGCAAGUGGUAUCUGGGGAGUUAUCGCCAUCGGUUUGUUCGCUGAUGAUCCAUAUCCUCUUGAUACCACAAGUGGAAGAAAGGGAUUAUUUAAAGGAGGCGGCUGGUAUCUGUUAGCGGUGCAAAGCCUAUCUGCGCUUUGCUUGGCGGCUUGGAGUUUUACCACCUCUGUCAUAUUGCUAUGGAUUAUAGAUAAAAUAAUACCGAUCCGAAUGCCAAUUCAUGAAGAGGUACUCGGAGCAGAUCUUGUAGAGCACAGAAUACGUCAUUCAAAGAUAGGUAUAAGUCGUGCUAUGUCAGCUCUUCGACCGUUUACUAUGGAAAAAGAACUCAAGAACGUACCCACCGUAGGCCAGAAUCCUGGUCACGAUACAUAUAUUGAACAGUGUGAACAGAAGAAAAAGAAAGUGACGAAGUUCCCGCAAUUUGAGAAACGUCAAUCGUCAAAAAAACUGAUGACAAAGAAUUCCCAGGUCAGGACGAUCGCGGACUCGACAAUAACUGCGGAAGCGAAACCACAGUUUGCUUGGGUAGAUUAGAUUUAAAAAAAAAAUAAAAAUAAAUCCACGACAAGACUUGUGUACUUCGUCAAAGAUGUAAAUUUAUUACAAAUGUAUAAACAUAGAUACGUGCACAUUCUAAUUUCGUCACAAUGUAAUACGUCCGAAUAUUAUGUGUGUGCGUGUGUGUGCUUGCGAGAGACACACGUUUCUUAAUAAAUACUCGAAAUUUUUACGCAUUCAUACAUAUAAAUAUUGAUCGCGGACACACAUGCACGCACACAUAACACGAAGAUAAAUGGACAUGAUAAAUGGAUCACAGACAAACUGAAUUUUAACACAAUGCUUAGCCAAUGGCACAAAUAUGGUUUCAGUCGAAUAAAAUAUCUAAUCAUCCAUGACAUUUGAUAAGAUGAUGCGU
Solenopsis invicta (red fire ant) is the source of this 1951-nucleotide messenger RNA. RefSeq names its product putative ammonium transporter 3 (gene Amt). The record is from RefSeq and is a predicted model, not a curated record. Gene Ontology annotation, biological process: ammonium transmembrane transport; ammonium homeostasis. Bases 1 to 1569 code for a protein of 522 amino acids. Gene Ontology annotation, cellular component: membrane. Gene Ontology annotation, molecular function: ammonium channel activity. The transcript is spliced from 11 exons. NCBI's taxonomy places the organism in Eukaryota, Metazoa, Arthropoda, Insecta, Hymenoptera, Formicidae.